AAAAAUUAAAAAAAAAAAACAAAGGAAAAUUGAAGGAUAAGAAAAUCUCAAUCGACGAGGGGAACAAGCAACCUCCGUAUUAAUGGUCACGACACAGAGGUAAGCUGUACAAGCAUUGAAGGCUCUGUCUCACCGGGGAUCGGAUGAAACGCACUUUAAUCCCACCAUCUAACUCGUAAUCAUCCAAUGGCUACCACAACACGUGUUCCAUUGUUCUUCUCUUGCUCACCUCGUUGUCGUAAAUACGCUUGCCUGCCAACAACACUUCCAGAAUCUUCCACUCUUUCAUUUCGGUCUUUUCCUUUUUCAUUUCUCUCAACAACCCAUCAUAAUGGAAACAAGAGCUUUAGGAGACUUCGGGCGGUUUCAGCGUCAAUGGCGGAUUCGCUUCCAAGCACUGUUCUUGUCACUGGAGCUGGUGGUAGAACUGGUUCAAUAGUUUAUAAGAAAUUGAAGGAGAGGUCUGGCCAAUAUGUUGCAAGAGGUUUGGUCAGAACUCAAGAGAGCAGAGAGAAAAUUGGUGGAGCAGAGGAUGUUUAUGUUGGGGAUAUAACGGAAGCAGAACGCAUCACUCCUGCUAUCCAAGGAAUUGAUGCUCUCAUAAUUCUCACAAGUGCAGUGCCAAAGAUGAAACCUGGGUUUGAUCCAUCUAAAGGUGAAAGGCCCGAGUUUUAUUAUGAAGAUGGAGCAUAUCCUGAACAGGUUGACUGGAUUGGUCAGAAAAAUCAAAUAGAUGCUGCUAAGGAUGCAGGAGUGAAGCAGAUUGUGUUGGUUGGGUCUAUGGGUGGGACAAAUCUGAAUAAUCCCUUGAACAGUUUGGGCAAUGGGAAUAUAUUGAUUUGGAAGAGAAAAGCUGAACAGUAUUUGGCUGAUUCUGGCAUUCCAUACACAAUUAUAAGGGCUGGAGGCCUGCAAGACAAAGAUGGGGGUGUCCGAGAAUUACUUGUUGGGAAGGAUGAUGAGCUUCUUCAGACAGAGACAAGAACCAUUGCAAGGGCUGAUGUUGCAGAAGUCUGCAUUCAGGCAUUACAAUUCGAGGAAGCUAAAUUUAAGGCGUAUGAUUUAGCCUCAAAGCCAGAGGGAACUGGCACUCCAACCAAAGAUUUCAAGGCUCUCUUUUCCCAAGUCACUACUCGAUUUUGAUUCUUAGUUGACCAUUAUUGCAGGUCUUGGAUGUAUUUUCCUGUGUUUAACUUCAUAACAUUUUAGUAUUUUUAGUAUUUACUUUCAAGAGUUUAGGAGAAAGAACGCAAUAAGAGGAUAUUCUAAAUUUCUUGAAACAGCUUGUGAAAGUAUUUAAAACUAGGAAAAAUUACUAUUUAGUUUGUGUAUUUUAACAAAAUUAAUUAUUUGGUUCAUAUAUUUUGAAAAUUAUAUUAUUUAGUUUA
This is a messenger RNA of Hevea brasiliensis (rubber tree), 1388 nucleotides long. RefSeq lists its product as uncharacterized. Gene Ontology annotation, molecular function: oxidoreductase activity. The coding region runs from base 187 to 1143 and encodes 318 amino acids. The transcript is spliced from 7 exons. Gene Ontology annotation, cellular component: chloroplast. Lineage: Eukaryota; Viridiplantae; Streptophyta; Magnoliopsida; Malpighiales; Euphorbiaceae. The record is from RefSeq and is a predicted model, not a curated record.